Molecule: messenger RNA, 975 nt
Organism: Dovyalis caffra
Lineage: Eukaryota; Viridiplantae; Streptophyta; Magnoliopsida; Malpighiales; Salicaceae
Source: the annotation of a GenBank genome assembly
AUGGCUUCUUUAACUAUCCUCAGCACCACCAAACCCUCCUCUCUUCCCUUCUCCACUCUCUUCUCCUCUUCUCUUCAAGAAUUCAAAUUUCCCGCCAAAUCACAACGACCCUUUUCCUCAACGGUCAAAAUUCGAGCCAUACCUUUCAAAGCCUGUGCUUUUCCCUCCACCAACAAUGGAGAGAAAGAUGAUUGCUUUUCAAAUAGAAGGAGAUUGCUUUUCAGCAUAUCAACAUUACCUUUUCUAUUUGGUUUGCAUGAAUUUGUGAAGGAUUUGGGAGCUAAAGCAGCCCGGUCAGAUACAUACACUUAUAUGCUCAUAAAGGAUGAAGUGAGGAAGGUAGUAUCCAAAGGCAAGGCUGCUGGUGUACUUCGUCUUGUUUUUCAUGAUGCAGGAACGUUUGAAAUGGAUGAGAACUCAGAUUUCUAUUGCAACUAUAUUCUUGACAAAGCAAAGGUUGAAGUGGAUGCAAUACAACAAGGUGGUUAUCUGAAAUACAUGAUUGCUGUGGCUGGAGCAGAAGCAGUUUCAGUUUGUGGGGGUCCAACAAUACCAGUUCAGUUAGGGAGACUAGAUUCGCUCGGUUUUUAUCUUCAUAGGGAGUCUGAUAGUGAAGGCAAACUUCCUCGAGAAACUUUGGAUGCGUCAGGUUUGAAGCAGAGCUUUAAAAGAAAAGGCUUAUCAACACGGGAACUUGUUGCAUUAUCUGGAGCUCAUACUCUUGGAAGUAAAGGCUUUGGAAGUCCAUUUGUUUUUGACAAUUCUUACUAUAAAAUUCUUCUAGAAAAGCCAUGGAAAUCUUCAGGUGGUAUGACAAGCAUGAUUGGACUUCCUUCGGAUCAUGCACUUGUUGAAGAUGAUGAAUGUUUGAGAUGGAUCGAAAGUUAUGCUGACAAUCAGAACAUGUUCUUCGACGAUUUUAAGAAUGCAUACAUCAAACUUGUGAAUUCUGGUGCAAGAUGGAAAAGUUUGUAA